UCAACGCGUCUUUUCCGGCCAUUACUACAGUCGUCAUCGCGUGAGAGCGUGUGAAUUAAAAAAUUUCUCUUACUAUAAAAAAAGUAUUAAAUUUAUCAAAUAAAUUUAACAAAUAAACUAGUUCAUUAAUUUUCUAAGUUAAGUUCUUUAAAAAAGAAGUUUGCAAAAAAAAAAAACAAUCAACAAUCAUGUCUGAUAACAAGAAUAACGACUGCGAAAUGAAUGGUGAGGAUUUCUCACAAGAUGUGAGUACCAAUGAAAAAGAAGAAAAUGGUGCCGGUACAAAUGGUAAUUCUGCCGAAUCACACGGACGAGAUGAUGACAGGAAACUUUUUGUUGGUGGACUCAGCUGGGAAACCACAGAAAAGGAACUUCGUGAACAUUUUGGUCAUUAUGGUGAAAUUGAAAGCAUCAAUGUAAAAACAGACCCACAAACUGGUCGUUCAAGAGGAUUUGCCUUUAUUGUUUAUACAUCAGCUGAUGCAAUUGAUAAGGUUAUCGCUGUUAGCGAUCACAUUAUUAACAAUAAGAAAGUUGACCCCAAGAAGGCCAAGGCACGUCACGGAAAGAUCUUUGUUGGAGGUCUUACUCCAGAAAUUAGUGAUGACGAAAUUAAAACCUAUUUCGGACAGUUCGGCAAUAUUGUUGACGUUGAAAUGCCAUUCGAUAAGCAAAAGUCACAGCGCAAAGGUUUCUGCUUUAUUACAUUCGAUUCAGAACAAGUUGUAAAUGAAUUGUUAAAAACACCAAAGCAAACAAUCUCUGGCAAGGAAGUUGAUGUUAAGAGAGCGACACCAAAACCAGAAAACCAACAAAUGGGAACGAUGCGCGGUGGACGUGGUGGUGGCCCACGUGGAGGUAGCCGUGGAGGCUAUCGCCUAGGUUAUCCCCAUCAAUGGUCCGGCCAAGGUGCAUAUCCAGCAUACGGCUACAGUGGCGGCUAUGAUGCAAGUCCCGGUUAUGACUACUACAGCGGUGGCUAUUACAACGGCUACGAUUAUGGCUAUGACUAUGGCUAUGGAGGUUAUGACGGUGGCUACGGUAGCGGAUACGGUAGCGGCGGUGGUCGACCUGGUGGACCACGAGGCGGUGCCAAAGGUUCCUAUCAGACAGGCAAACAAAGGGGGACUGGUCGUCAACCAAGGCAUCAGCCUUAUUAAAUUUAAUUAAUAAUUGUAUUGCCGUAUUUUAUAGUUUGUUGUGCGUACUUUUUUUUAAAUAUAACAAUACACAAUUUUCACCAAAUUCAUAAAAAAAGAAACCAGAACUCAGACAAUUUAAAAACAAACUUCAACCAACAACAAAUUAAAUACAAAACAACCAACAGUUGCGUUUCAUUCAUCUUCUUCCAUUCACCAUUCCAUUUGUUAUGAAAUAGGAAACAAAAAACAAAAAAAAAAAAUAUAAAUUAACUUAAAAAACAUUGAACAAAGUAAAAAUAAAAUAAAAGGUGUAAUAUCACAAAAACUUAAACACAAAAAUCUGUAGAAAAAGAAGGAUGCCAACACUAUUACCAACAAAACAACCUAACUAAAGAACAAACAAGGGUAUUUUUUUUUAAAUACAAACGAAAAAAUACGAAACAACAAAGUUUGCCUAGUAUAUUUAUAAUGAACACGUUUUUUUCCGUACCAGGAGAGAAGAAGUGGGGAAAGUAAAUUGUCCAAAAUUUCCUUUCACUUAACAUAAAAUUAUAUAGUUCUACGGAGGGGUGAAAAUGAUCAAAUAUUAAUUUAAAAAUAUAAAAACCACAAUAAAUGAAAUUGGGUAAAGGGUGAUUUGCCUUCGAGAAACAUCAUUAAAAAAAAAAACAAUACAAAGUUCUGCAUCUUUUAAAAUUUACAUCAACACAAAAGUUGCUUGCAAAAUUCUUAAAAUUAGUUUAUAAAAAUAUUAAAAAAACACAGUAAUACAUAGAAUCGUAUGUAUAUGUAUCUUUAAAUAAAAAACAUAAAAUAAAAAAAUGUACAAAACAAACAAAAAGUAAAUUUAAACAAAUAAAUAGAAAAGAAAAUUUUGUUGUUUAUUAUUUGUAUACUAUAUAAUGAAGAUUAUUUUGAGCAGGCAUAAAUAAAGUAGAAAACAAAAAGGAAUCAAACUUAAAUAAAAAAAUAAAUAAAAACAAAAAUAAGACAAUUUGUUUUAUCGAAAACCAAUAUUAGUUUAGUAAUUUACUUUCUUAAUCGUAUUUAAAAUUUCUUUUCUAGUAUUUUUGUAUAAAUUACUGUGACUGAUUAAAAAACAACAAAACAAAAAGUAAAAAAAAAAACCGACGAAAAUAUGAAAAGUAAUUUUUUUCUAAAAAAAAUAAUAAAUUAAUUAGCCUACACAACAAGAAAAGAAUGAGAUGAUUAAUAUUUACACUAAAAUUUAUAUACAUAUAUUUACAUUAAAUAAUAAAAAUAAGUAUGUAGUGGAGAUUAAAAAAAAA
Molecule: messenger RNA, 2431 nt
Organism: Episyrphus balteatus (marmalade hoverfly)
Lineage: Eukaryota; Metazoa; Arthropoda; Insecta; Diptera; Syrphidae
Gene: sqd
Product: RNA-binding protein squid
Exons: 8
Coding region: 189-1160 (323 amino acids)
Biological process (GO): regulation of gene expression
Cellular component (GO): nucleoplasm
Molecular function (GO): RNA binding
Source: RefSeq, a predicted model, not a curated record